AUACAAGAGUUGUCAUCUGUGGUCAUCUGCUGCACAAUGAUGUAAGUAACAUUCUUACAUCAGACACCACACGAACUGUCAGUCUCAGACAGCUCCUCUUGAUCCGGUAUUGCGCGGCUGUGCUGUGAGGAACGUGAAUGCAAUGUUUUCGAAUAUGUUAGGAGAUCUUGACUUACCGUUAAUGUAGUUCUAGUGAGAAUUUACUCCCCACAAUGAAGAUGGCACAAAUCACAGUUCCAGGAAAUUCACAUACUUAAAAAGCAAGAGUAAUAAAACUAAUGAAUAGCGGAAAAAGCGUAGUUGCAUUGCGAAUGAAUUAAAUAACUAUUUAUUUUCUAGUGAAGUGAAUUUUAGUAGUGUCUUCUGUGCCAUAUUUGCAGUGUUUUUAAUAGUGCAUAAUUAGCGAUCUUGCCGUUUGCCAUGUGCGUUUGGCGUUCUCUUUGCUGAUUCGAUCGCGUACCUGUCAGAGACGCUGAGUGUAUUUGAAAAUCAAUGUGCGCAUACAACAUUUGAUCUAAGAACUGUGUGGUCUUGUAAAAAAAAGAACCAUGUCAAUAGAAAUUCAUCCUUUGACGAAGAAUCCAAGUGUAGCAUGGCAAGAACUGUCAAAGCAACAGAAAGUUAUUAAAGUAAAUGUUCAGCACCCAAAAUCCCCAGUGGCUGAUGAUAAGAUACGAAUAGUAUGCAUGAGUGAUACUCAUUCCCGCACAUCCCAACUCCCUUUUGACAUACCACAUGGAGAUAUUUUCAUCCAUGCUGGAGAUUUUACAAAAGUUGGUUUGAAAACAGAAGUGAAAGAUUUUAAUGACUGGCUUGGUGGAUUGCCACAUAAGCAUAAAAUAGUUAUAGCAGGAAACCAUGAAUUGAGUUUUGAUGAUUCAUUAACUUCUCAAUUAAGUCCUGGUGCUAUUGACAAAUCUACUCAUACUGGAUACAGUCUUGUUGAUCAUAUCCCUACUUUGGGCUUGCCAAAGGAAAAUAUAACAGAGGCAUUGAAAACAGCAAACAUCAAAAGUUGUUUGACUAAUUGUAUAUACUUACAAGAUACAGAAGUAAUUCUCUAUGGAAUCAAAUUCUAUGGAAGCCCAUGGCAACCAGAAUAUUGUAAAUGGGCUUUUGGUCUCCCUCGAGGGAAUGAACUACUGAAGAAAUGGAACCAAAUACCAGAUGAUACUGAUAUCUUAAUUACCCACACCCCACCAAUUGGACAUGGGGAUUUGUGCUGCACUGGAGUGAGAGCAGGUUGCGUUGAAUUGUUGUCUACUGUCCAGCAGAGGGUGCGUCCAAAGUACCAUGUCUUUGGGCAUAUUCAUGAAGGAUAUGGGGUAUCAUCAGAUGGACAAAUAAUAUAUAUAAAUGCAUCCACAUGCAAUAUUAAUUACUUGCCAAGAAAUCCACCAGUGGUUUUUGAUGUCUCUCUACCAGCUGGUACUAAGAAGACAUAAAUGAAAGAAAUAAUUUAAGGACUUAUUGGCAGAAAUACCAGGUUGUGCAAUACAAGAUAUGUAUAAAAAAAGUUUUAUUUCGAAUAACAAUACUUUAUGGAGUAAAUUCUAGUGAGCAAAUAUUCUAUCAGUACAAAUAAGAUUUUCUGACAAAAUGGUAAGUGUAAAAAACCAAAUACUGCAGGCAUACUAGCUGAGCAGCAACUUACAGUAUUGUGCAUGCAAUAAACCAAGCCCAGAAUAAAGGCUAUGAAAAAUACUCUGUACUUAUAAUAGAAACUUAUUUUACUAUAUUAUUCCUUUAAUAAACAAGCAUUGUUAAACUUUUUGU
Molecule: messenger RNA, 1776 nt
Organism: Gryllus bimaculatus (two-spotted cricket)
Lineage: Eukaryota; Metazoa; Arthropoda; Insecta; Orthoptera; Gryllidae
Source: the annotation of a GenBank genome assembly